Eimeria acervulina is the source of this 348-nucleotide messenger RNA. RefSeq names its product myosin light chain 2, putative. The transcript is spliced from 4 exons. NCBI's taxonomy places the organism in Eukaryota, Apicomplexa, Conoidasida, Eucoccidiorida, Eimeriidae. The annotation marks the transcript as partial. The record is from RefSeq and is a predicted model, not a curated record.
GGUUACAGUCCCGGGGAGAAGGACUGCGCCUCCCUGCCGGCUCAAGUUGAUUACAAGUCUUUUCAGACUUUUCUUACUGGGGCCCUUCAUGCAGAAGAUUUGGCUGAGUCUUUUCAGCGGUUCUUUUCUCUCUUUGACAUCCAGGCCACCGGCGACUUGUCUGCAAAACAACUUUGCAAUAUCGCCGGCGACUUGUCUGCAAAACAACUUUGCAAUAUCGUGCAGAUGUAUGGAGACGAACCCUUGUCAAAGGAAGAGGCCACUAAGUUCACCGAGAUUGUGAUGGGGACAGAAAAAGUACUGCCUAUAAAUGUAGUUGUAGAUAGGAUAAUGGAGGGGCAGGUCUGA